GCGCCCUCCCGGAGCCGCGCGGGGCACCGGGGUGAACCCCGGCCUCUCUCCGCGCCUGCAGGAGCCCCGGGGCCAACCAGAGCGCGCGACGGGCGGACACAGCGUCACGGGCCGGGUGGGCGACCCCGGCGCGCGCCUAGCAGACGCCGCAACUUCGGGGCUCCCGGCGGCAGCGGCCGCCUGCGGCCAGACGCAGGGAAGUUCCCAGAGGCCAGCGGGGGGAAAGGGCGGCGGGAGGCGGGCGCGGAGCGUGUCCUGGAUAACGGGCGCGGGCCGCGGCGCCGGCUUCCUGGGCUCGCGGGCGGAGCGGAGCCGCCAGGCUGGAGUCGCGGGCUUUCCCGGGACUCUCCCCGAGUGCCAAGAAGCGGCUCGUGGGCGCGCCCUUGCCGGGAGCAGGGGCAUCCUGCCGUCCUGGCCCUUCGGAGCCCAGCGCCGCCCAGCCUGGCCAGCGCUGCUGCGGGGCGCAGGGGGCCCGGGGGAGCCACUGAGCCCGGCUUCCUGACGCUCGCCUUUCGGAGUCGCCUGCCGCUUCUCCGCAGCCCUGGACCAGAGGGGACAAGCGAUGCUGCCCGAGCCCCCGCCCCUGGGCUUCGGGACAGGGACACGGGGCGCGUGAAAGGACUGCUACCGCGGCUUCUGCGCCAGGGCAACCGGGGCUGGAGGGGGCCUCCGAGUUCUUUGGGGGCGGAAGCUGCGGGCCGCGCCUCCCAGGCCGCGCCCUUCCCAGAGACCAGCUUCUGGGCUUUUUAAGGUCAAGUUUUUUGUGCCGCAGAGCGGGCCGGGAUCGUCCCCCUGCGAGGUGGCGGUGCCUACCACAGCGGGUCGGGAGCUUCUGGGAUCCGAGCCGAGAAGCGGGACGCUCGAGUCCAUUUGCAGUCUUCACGUAGGAAACGGUGCUAGGGCCCAUGUUCUAGAACUGCAUCCUCGGUCACUGUCCCAAUACAGCCAUCUGUAGCACCUCCUCAGUAACUGACAGUGAUGUUCCUUUCCCUGUGCUGUUUAUACCAUCAGCCUGGGGUUUUCUUUGGAGGUGACACAAAGAACAAUAAGAAUGUAAGGUCAUCUAGGCAAGAAACUUGUCUUUCCGCUCCUCUGCAUGACUCCUGGAGUGCUGUGGGAGUGUGGAGGAACCGCAUCUGACUGAGUCAUCGUCCCACCUAAUGGUCUCACUCCAGAACAUCCCCUGGGCUUGGCAAUGAGCGAGUCACCAAGGGAGAAUCAGUGACUUCAUUGAAAUCAAGGAGCUGCAGUAGCAGGAUGUUAGCUUAUUCAACUAGAUCAGGAUGCUUUUUAAAUGAAGAUAUUCAAAUGUUAUUUUAAACAUACCCUACAACAGAAAGUUUUCAUCCUGUUUUUAACCCUAUGGCUGCUCUCUUUGUUAAAGCUUCUAAACGUGAGACGACUCUUUCCGCAAAAAGACAUUUACUUGGUUGAGUACUCCCUAAGUACCUCGCCUUUUGUAAGAAACAGAUACACUCAUGUUAAGGAUGAAGUCAGGUAUGAAGUUAACUGUUCGGGUGUCUAUGAACAGGAGCCUUUGGAAAUUGGCAAGAGUCUGGAAAUAAGAAGAAGGGACAUCGUUGACUUGGAGGAUGAUGAUGUUGUGGCAAUGACCAGUGAUUGUGACAUUUAUCAGACUCUAAGAGGUUAUGCUCAAAAGCUUGUCUCAAAGGAGGAGAAAAGCUUCCCAAUAGCCUAUUCUUUGGUUGUCCACAAAGAUGCAAUUAUGGUUGAAAGGCUUAUCCAUGCUAUAUACAACCAGCACAAUAUUUACUGCAUCCAUUAUGAUCGUAAGGCACCUGAUACCUUCAAAGUUGCCAUGAACAAUUUAGCUAAGUGCUUCUCCAAUAUUUUCAUUGCUUCCAAAUUAGAGGCUGUGGAAUAUGCCCACAUUUCCAGACUCCAGGCUGAUUUAAAUUGCUUGUCGGACCUUCUGAAGUCUUCAAUCCAGUGGAAAUAUGUUAUCAACUUGUGUGGGCAAGAUUUUCCCCUGAAGUCAAAUUUUGAAUUAGUGUCAGAGUUGAAAAAACUCAAUGGAGCAAAUAUGUUGGAGACGGUGAAACCCCCAAACAGUAAAUUGGAAAGAUUUACUUACCAUCAUGAACUUAGACGGGUGCCUUAUGAAUAUGUGAAGCUACCAAUAAGGACAAACAUCUCCAAGGAAGCACCCCCCCAUAACAUUCAGAUAUUUGUUGGCAGUGCUUAUUUUGUUUUAAGUCAAGCAUUUGUUAAAUAUAUUUUCAACAACUCCGUCAUUCAAGACUUUUUUGCCUGGUCUAAAGACACAUACUCUCCUGAUGAGCACUUUUGGGCUACCUUGAUUCGGGUUCCAGGAAUACCUGGGGAGAUUUCCAGAUCAGCCCAGGAUGUGUCUGAUCUGCAGAGUAAGACUCGCCUUGUCAAGUGGAAUUACUAUGAAGGCUUUUUCUAUCCUGGUUGUACUGGAUCUCACCUUCGAAGCGUGUGUAUUUAUGGAGCUGCAGAAUUAAGGUGGCUUAUCAAAGAUGGACAUUGGUUUGCUAAUAAAUUUGAUUCUAAGGUGGACCCUAUCUUGAUUAAAUGCUUGGCAGAAAAGCUUGAAGAACAACAGAGAGACUGGAUCACUUUGUCCUCAGAAAAGUUAUUUAUGGAUAGAAAUCUCACUACCACAUCAUGAUAGUAAAAUCAGGAUGGAAAUAAGAGGGUGCCUGAUAAAUGGAGUCAGUGUGGAAUUGAAUACUAUACUAUGCCCGAUACUGUUUAAACUCAGUCCUCCCAUAUUUUAAAAGGUGUCCAAAAUUCCAUACGCAAGGGAAAGUGAUCUAGCCUUUGAUGUUAUUAGCCUGCAGUUGGCUAGGUUUUUUUAAUAUUUGUUUUUGCUUGUAAUCUCACUGAGCUAAAUCAGAGAUCUUAAACAUUCAGUCAGUCAUCAAACAUUAUUGAGCACCUAACUGUAUGACAGAACCUUUUUUAGAGACUGCGGCUUAUCCUCAUCAUAGCAACCUCGGUAUCUUUAAGUUCUCCACGUAACAGUCAGGAUUCUACUGAAGAAGUUUUUGAAGUUUGUGGUCAUAUAAGCCACCCAUUUCAGAGUAGUGUUUAAGUAUUGUGACCAACACUCCACUUGUCUCUUAACUCAGCUUCCAAGAUAUUUCUUAACCAUUAGAGCAGAGGAGGAAAGACUCACUACCUCAGAAAAAUCUCAAAGAAUAGUCCAAUUUCCUGCUUGCCAAAGCAUAAUCUGCCUUUUGGUGCAUUACUUGGUCAAUUCAGGGUUGAGGAGACUGUUGGGGGGCAUUUAUAGUGUAUGAAAGUUAAGGAAAGGGGUGAGGAUAUGGGUUGGGACAGGUAGUACCUCAAGAGGAGCGAAGGGAUUUAUACAACAUUUUUAUCAUGUUACAAAACAGUAUCAUGAAUGGCCUCCUUUUUAGUUCAACUGUUUCUUUAAAAUGCAUUUACUGAUUAAAAAUAAGAACUGACCAAUAGCUCCAAGUGUCACACACCAGAACAUUAAGCCUAAGUCCUCAAUUCAUAAGUUAUCAUUCUAGAUAAGUUUCUUUACAAUGAUACUUUCUAUGGAAUCAUUAUAAUUCUGUUGUAUGGAACUAUCAAGCUAAGAGUCACUAAACUUUCUUGAAAAGGUUGUGUGAAAUAUUACAGCUUUCUAAAUUAAUUUUUAUAGUCAUUUAAAAUUUUUUCUUCUCUGGCAACUGUCCAACUGGAAUCCAGAUUUAAAGUGAUAAAAGCUCUAAGUUUCUUGCAGUCUUUUUCUCAGCUUAGUUGCAGAGAGAAAAAAGCUAAUUUUCCUAAGGACACAGCAAGAAUAUUCAUUAAGGAUAUUUUCUAAAACCCACACUUGAGAAAACCAC
Messenger RNA from Pongo pygmaeus (Bornean orangutan), 3848 nucleotides. It is a transcript of the gene GCNT4, whose product is annotated as glucosaminyl (N-acetyl) transferase 4. NCBI's taxonomy places the organism in Eukaryota, Metazoa, Chordata, Mammalia, Primates, Hominidae. Bases 1295 to 2656 code for a protein of 453 amino acids. The transcript has 4 exons. The record is from RefSeq and is a predicted model, not a curated record. Gene Ontology annotation, molecular function: acetylglucosaminyltransferase activity. Gene Ontology annotation, cellular component: membrane.